AAUUAGGUGAUUCCCCAAACGUGAGGUAAACGAUGAGGGAAAAUGCCAUGUGUUUUGACUGAGGAAACUAACCGAAAAAUGUUGUUGACAGCUCUUGACGUUCCAACGGAAGGGGUGAGACAUGUACAAGACGAAACAGUCGCUUAUGUGGAGGAUGACAGUCAAGGGAACGGGUCUUUGUACAUAACAGACAAUGUGGUAACUUGGAGAAACAGCAGUGGACAAGGGUUCUCCCUGCAGUAUCCCUCCAUCAGCCUCCAUGCCGUCUCAAGAGACCUUAAUGCAUUCCCACAUGAGUGUCUUUUUCUAAUGGUGGAUGGGAAACUCUCAGAUGAUGCAGACCCCCGACAGAAAUCCUCAGAUGAUGAAGAUGAAGUAGUGGGGCCUUUUGAGGGGGAUACUGCCACUACAGAAGUCAGAUUUGUCCCCGCUGACAAGGGAGCUUUGGAUGCCAUGUUUAAUUCGAUGUCCGACUGUCAGGCCCUUCACCCAGACGAACAGGACACAGACUCGGAGGCUGAUGAUUUUGAGGCCAAUUAUUACGAGGGCAUGGAAGGCGAGGACAACUUAACUCCUGAGGGACAGAGGACACUGGAGCACCUCGAAAACUUGCUCCUCAACGGACAGGGACAGGGAGACGGACAAAACCGCCCUAACGCAGGUAAUGAAGAAAACACAAAUCAGAUGGAUGAGGACCAGUUUGCAGAUGCUGAUGAAAUGCAGUGAGGAAAACAAGAGCUGAGAACCAGUUAAUAUGAAUAUGAUGAGAUUCCUUUGAUGGAGAUAGUGACAGCUAAGAACAAGUUGUGAAUUCUGAGGAGAGACUUGCAGUUCUAAGAAGACACUUAAAUUCUAAGGAGAGACUUACAGUACACUGAAUGUUCUUGUGAGCAGAAUGAGAUGUCCCUGCUUGUUUCCAGAAAUGUAAUACACAGCCCUGUGAUCAAACUGUCGUCAAAACAUUUACUGUAUUUUCCCGGAUAUAGAGGAUCAGGGAAAAGAUGUUUCUAUUCCACUGUCAUAUUUCAUUAUUAUGUAGAUACAAUACCUGUAAAUACAAUCAUUAGUGCAUAAUAAAAACUUUUAUAGAUUUA
This is a messenger RNA of Magallana angulata, 1094 nucleotides long. RefSeq names its product methylosome subunit pICln-like. Gene Ontology annotation, biological process: spliceosomal snRNP assembly; mRNA cis splicing, via spliceosome; chloride transport. Gene Ontology annotation, cellular component: plasma membrane; spliceosomal complex; methylosome. The record is from RefSeq and is a predicted model, not a curated record. The transcript is spliced from 6 exons. The coding region runs from base 43 to 726 and encodes 227 amino acids. Lineage: Eukaryota; Metazoa; Mollusca; Bivalvia; Ostreida; Ostreidae.